Plasmopara halstedii is the source of this 951-nucleotide messenger RNA. RefSeq lists its product as hypothetical. Gene Ontology annotation, biological process: methylation. The coding region runs from base 1 to 951 and encodes 316 amino acids. Gene Ontology annotation, molecular function: methyltransferase activity. NCBI's taxonomy places the organism in Eukaryota, Oomycota, Peronosporomycetes, Peronosporales, Peronosporaceae. The record is from RefSeq and is a predicted model, not a curated record. The transcript has a single exon.
AUGGAGCGCACUGCUGACACGUCCCAUUUUGUAAUGGAACCUAUUGACGCUCCGCCUUCCUCUCAUGUUUGUACCAGAAUUCAAAGCGAGGACUUUGCACAAUUCACCAGCUUUGUUGACGCUUAUCUUCGAGCUGUAGAAGACACUCACGAGGAUCGGGUGUAUCACGAUCCAUUCGCGGAGCCCUUAACGCGGCAGAUUGCAGCCCAGUUAACGCCACGCCUUCACAAGUGGCAAAAGAAUCAUCCCAACCCCGAGAAUUAUAUUGCAAUUCGUGGUCGAUACCUCGAUGAGGCGCUUGCACAGCGUAAUCCAAAUAUUCGUCAAGUUGUGCUACUUGGUGCGGGUCUUGACACACGCGUAUUUCGUCUCGAGUCUUUAAACGGGUGUCACGUACUGGAAAUCGACAACAGCGCCGAACUUUUCGAGCACAAACGAGCGGUGCUAUCAAGAUUAAAGCCCAGUCUUAUUGUCGAUCGUCACAGUUACGUCGUUGCAGAUCUUAAUGCAUUCAAUUGGGAAGAAGGUUUGCUUUCAAGUGGUUUUGACCCAUAUCUUCCAACAUUUUGGGCACUAGAAGGAAUUAUGAUGUUCUUGACCCGGGCUAGCAACCUCGCGCUUAUCAAGACCAUCGAUGUUCUGUCAGCUCCCGGCAGCGAGAUUUGGGGUGAUAUGGCGGGUAGUGGUUUAUUAGAGGACGGUGGACUUACUCUAUUCAAAGACGUGGAUGAGCUAUGCCGAAAAGAAUUGGGCGAUCAACUAUUUCAAUACGCUGAGGAUAAUGUUUUUGCAGGCGUUUUCAGCGAGCUGCUUUGGAAUAUGGAAGUGCAAGCAAGCCUCACGGAAAAAGGAAGGCAUUUUGGACGCGAAUGGAUUCCAACACUUACCCAGACAGAAAAAAGGCCUGUGAGCUUUAAUUUUGUGUUAGCUAAAAAGCCUUUAGCUGAUUAG